Molecule: messenger RNA, 1278 nt
Organism: Lindgomyces ingoldianus
Lineage: Eukaryota; Fungi; Ascomycota; Dothideomycetes; Pleosporales; Lindgomycetaceae
Product: AAA-domain-containing protein
Exons: 2
Biological process (GO): meiotic recombination checkpoint signaling; reciprocal meiotic recombination
Cellular component (GO): chromosome; nucleus
Molecular function (GO): ATP hydrolysis activity; ATP binding
Source: RefSeq, a predicted model, not a curated record
CUUGAUGUCGCUGUCUACUCCCUCUAUCAGACCCAAGAUGAGGAAACGCCUUCCACUCAAACAAGGGACGAAGAUGAUGCACAAUUUACAGUCACCCAGCUGCCUCACAAAGCCAUGGAUGGACUUUGGGAAUCAUUAGUCUAUGCCGAACCUAUCCCAGAAACCAUUCUGCGCAUUAUCACACGGAUGAUGAAAAUAUCUAAGGAGCCGCACCUCAAUCCCGCCGUAAUACACUGGCACAAUCUCAUUCUUCUUUACGGACCCCCUGGUUCUGGCAAGACGACGUUGGCCCACGCUCUUGCACAGAAGCUCUCCAUUCGACUGGCACAUGACUUCUCUACCACAAAACUCGUUGAGGUGAAUUCACACACCCUCCUGAGUAAAUGGUUUGGUGAAAGCAGCAAGCUUGUUGGUAAACUUUUCGAAACCAUUUCCUCUAUUUCCUCGGACGAGUCUCUUCUCACGGUUGUUAUUAUAGACGAGGUGGAAACGCUCGCGGGAUCUCGUGAGAAGGCUUCCCAGGCAAACGAGUGUGGCGACGCAAUUCGAGCAACGAAUGAGCUUCUACAAGGGUUGGACAAACUGCGGAAGCGCACUCACGUUAUCUUCAUCUGUACUAGUAAUCUUGAAGAGAACAUGGACGAAGCAUUCAUGGAUCGGUGUGGGAUUAAGCGUUACAUCGAAGCCCCGAACGUUGAAUGCACAUACGAGAUCUUUCGCUCGGUGAUAAACGAAUUGAUAAAGAGCGAGCUAGUCUGCUUCAACCUUACGGGUAAGGUAAGCAAUACCAAUAUCGAAGGGUCUUAUAUAACCAGUCCUUCGUCUUCAAAGGGUGAGGACCACCACACCACCCUAAGCCAAUUGGUAUAUAUUCCCGAUCUAGAGUGGAUCAAUCUCCACCCGUUCCACCGUUCAAAGUCGGCAGCCCGUGAGCUGUUGCGGAUAGCACGAGGGGCUCAAGGAUUGUCUGGACGAACACUUCGCCGUCUCCCUAUGCUUGCAAUGGCUGAGUUCACUACCGAGGAGCCGUGCGAGCUGGCGGAGCUUCUCGUGGGCCUUGCGCGGGCUGUGAAGGAGGAGCAUAAGACCAAGUUCGGUGACAACAGCGACGCGGUGAUGGCGGAGGGUGAGCGAGAUGUUGGUCUGAGUGAGGAUGAUCUGGGUGAUAUUGACCAUUUGACUGAUUUCUCCAUGGACGGUGACCUUGUAAGGGAGCUGUUUGGUGAACUUUCUGGUGCCCAGAACGGGCAUCGCUCUUCAUCAAGUCAUCAUGGUUAA